Messenger RNA from Cyprinodon variegatus (sheepshead minnow), 2446 nucleotides. It is a transcript of the gene scarb2c, whose product is annotated as lysosome membrane protein 2-like. Gene Ontology annotation, molecular function: scavenger receptor activity. Bases 88 to 1533 code for a protein of 481 amino acids. The transcript has 11 exons. Gene Ontology annotation, biological process: receptor-mediated endocytosis; protein targeting to lysosome. NCBI's taxonomy places the organism in Eukaryota, Metazoa, Chordata, Actinopteri, Cyprinodontiformes, Cyprinodontidae. The record is from RefSeq and is a predicted model, not a curated record. Gene Ontology annotation, cellular component: membrane; lysosome; cytoplasm.
GGACGGACGCUUUCACCCCCGAACCAAAACAAAAACAGCCCUGUCAGUAGCUCCUCUGUCUGCUCAGACAGUUUCUGCUGCCUCACAAUGCCGCUGAAACCAUGUUUUAUCUACAGCAUCGGGGCGUCUUCUUUGCUCAUGCUGAUCAUCGGCAUCGCUUUAGUUUUAUCCAACGUGUUUCCAAAUCUUAUGCAGUCGCUGGUUAAAACGGAAGUAGUCCUGAGAAAUGGGACAGAUGCUUUUGAGGCUUGGCUAGAUCCUCCUGCUCCAGUCUACAUGCAGUUUUACUUCUUCAAUCUGACAAACCCAGAGGAGGUGCUGAAGGGGGAGAGGCCAGCUGUGAUGGAGAUUGGGCCAUACACAUAUAGAGAACACCGGCCCAUGGAGGAGGUGGUCUUCGGGAGUAAUGGGACUAGAGUUGCAGCCGUCAACCCUAAAACCUACUUUUUUGAGCGCAACAUGUCCAGAGGUCCCGAAAGUGACCUCAUCAGAACGGUUAACAUCCCUGCUAUGACAGUAAUGGAAAGAUUUAAGGAUAAUAAGGUUGCAGCCAACUUGAUCUCUGCCUACAUGCUCUCCCAAGAAAUUGGCCUGUUCACCACCCACACUGUGGGGGAGCUACUGUGGGGAUAUGAAGACGGCCUGCUUAAAGCCCUCAAAGUGGUUGAUCCUAAUCUGGAUGACAAUUUUGGACUUUUCUAUAAAAACAAUGGUUCAGACGAUGGAGAAUAUUUGUUCUUUACUGGCCAGCAGAACUAUAAGGACUUUGCAAGAGUGGACACAUGGAAUGGGAAAAGCUCGUUGGAUUGGUGGACGUCGGAUGAGUGCAAUAUGAUCAACGGAACCAACGGAGCUUCUUUCCACCCAAUCAUCAGUAAAAACGAAGUGCUCUACAUGUUCUCCUCUGACCUGUGCAGGUCUUUGUAUGCAGUCUACACCGAUGAUGUGAUUGUGAAGGGGAUCCCUGGCUAUCGCUUUGCCCCCCCCUUCGAAGUUUUUGCCAAUCUGACCGUGAACCCGGCCAACACGGGCUUCUGUGUGCCGGCCGGUAACUGCCUCGGCUCAGGCCUGCUCAAUGUCAGCAUGUGUAAACAAGGAGCUCCCAUCAUCAUGUCCUCACCACACUUCUACCAGGCUGAUGAGAAAUUUGUGAAGGACGUGUUUGGCAUGAGGCCUAAGAAGGAGGAGCAUCAGACUGCCAUUGAUAUCAAUCCACUGACUGGGAUCAUCCUACAAGCCGCUAAACGCCUCCAGAUCAACGUCUAUGUGGAGAAAAUUCCAGACUUCAGGCAAGCAGAGAAUGUGCCGACAGUGAUCCUCCCUGUGGUGUAUCUUAAUGAGAGCGUUCUUAUUGACGAUGCAUCAGCCAAGAAGCUGCAAGUGAUUGCUGUUCAGAAGAACGUCGUGGAGAACAUUCCCUUCAUGCUGAUUGGAGUGGGCAUCAUCCUGGGAGGAAUCUUUAUGUUUUUGAUGUGUCGACAGAAACUCCCAGAGAGCUCUGCAGCCGAACGUCAGCCCUUGCUCUCAUCCUAGCACUAAACAAAAUAUGUGAUGAGAAGAGUGGUGUUGCCAAAAACGCCAUUUUUUUUUAAUCUGGAGGUCACCACUCAUAACCUAUGCGUUUUCUUUUUAAUAUUUUAAUUCAAAGGCUUCGGGAAACCUAUGCGUCUGUAACGAGCAUUUAAGUUUGCUGUAUUGUUGCUGACAUUUCAUUUUUUUUUUAUAAGUCUUACCUUUUUAACAACUAAAUAUGGGAUUUUCAAUGAAACCAAGUACAAUUUUAAAGUAUUAAAACUAAUUGUAAUUCUUUAGUUAAAAAAUAAAAACAAACUGACAUUGCUGAUCUCUACGUAAAAUAUGCUUUAAGCUGUGCAUGAAACUGUUACCUUCAUGUCUCUACUAAUCAACUCACUCCUAUACCUUUUUUUUUAGGGAAAAGAAAAUCUGUUUUAAGGUUUUGUGUACAAAAAGGAUUUGCAAAUACAAUGACCAUUGAAAUAAUGUUUAAUGGUGUAUGUAUGGUUUGUAUAGACUAAAUGUUUUUAUUUGAGACAGCCUCAAAGGGUAUUUAUAGUUUACUCAAUGACUAUUUGAUGAUUGGAUCUGCGAGUUUCUUGCCUUUUAGAGUUGUAAUGUAAUGGGGAUUCAGUUGUUUGAAAACAAUGGCAUUCUACAUAACUUGAUUCUGACAAAGGCCCAAUCCCAAUGUUCUCUCUACUUACAACCACUAGCCUUUAUUCACUACUACUAGCCCACACCCACUACUAUUACAACUUUGAAUUGAAGCCACAAGGCAUAGGGCUUUGUAGGAAUUGGGACACCCCUCGUUACAUGUUUCGUGUUCUGGUGACUAAGCAACUGCGUAUUUACAUAUGCACAUGCGGAAGAUACGUCCAACCAUGAGAGAGCGGAAAAAAAGUUUUUUAAUAAAAUGGAAGAUAAAAAA